Messenger RNA from Hippoglossus stenolepis (Pacific halibut), 6881 nucleotides. RefSeq names its product microtubule associated monooxygenase, calponin and LIM domain containing 2b (gene mical2b). The record is from RefSeq and is a predicted model, not a curated record. Gene Ontology annotation, molecular function: protein binding; FAD binding. NCBI's taxonomy places the organism in Eukaryota, Metazoa, Chordata, Actinopteri, Pleuronectiformes, Pleuronectidae.
GAAGUGGAGCCCCGGCUGUGUGACGGGACUUGACUCCGGUCUACAAGCCGGGCUCCUCUCACUCUCCGCGGAUACAAUGUGCGGAUCAGGUCGCUGGAAGCAGAGAAGCGCAGCGCGGACAUUAACCUGAGAACCGGCUCCGGGAGAGGACCGAGAGCGACGUCCACCGCCCGCAGACAGGGGACUAAACCCGGGGGAGAGGACUCUGGAGGACCGCGGGCCUUUCACCUGUAUGGACCCGAACCCGUUGAGCAUGAAGGCACACACAUCAUAGGAGUCUGGUUCUGACAGUGUGGAAGGAGAGAACAGAAGUGAAGAGGAAGAGAAGAACGGUUGUCAGAGGAGAUUGGACCCUGGUCCCUGUCGGAGCAGAUGGGUGAGACGGAGGAUGAGCGGACAGCUCAGGCCAGCCAGCUCUUUGAGAACUUUGUGCAGACGUCCACCUGCAAAGGGACGCUGCAGGCGUUCAGCAUCCUCUGCAGGCAGCUGGAUCUGGAUCCUCUGGACUACAGCAGCUUCUACAGCUCGCUGAAGGCGGCCGUCAGCACAUGGAAGGUCAAGGCUCUGUGGACCAAGCUGGACAAGAGGGCGCAGCACAAGGUCUACAACCACAACAAGGCCUGUCAGGGCACCAGGUGUCUGGUCAUCGGCGGCGGCCCUUGUGGUCUGAGAGCAGCCAUCGAGCUGGCGCUGCUGGGCUGUAAGGUGGUGGUGAUUGAGAAGAGAGACACCUUCUCCCGGAACAACGUGCUCCACCUGUGGCCCUACACCAUUCACGACCUCAGGGGCCUCGGAGCCAAGAAGUUCUACGGCAAGUUCUGCGCCGGCGCCAUCGACCACAUCAGUAUCCGUCAGCUCCAGCUGAUGCUGCUGAAAGUGAGUCUGAUCCUGGGAGUGGAGAUUCAUGUCAACGUGGAGUUUGUGAAACUUGUGGAGCCUCCAGCGGAGCAGACUGAUGACAGCCCCGGGUGGCGAGCAGAGGUUCUGCCGUCCAGUCAUCCCGUCUCGGACUUUGUCAUCGACGUCGUGAUCGGAGCCGACGGACGCAAAUACACUUUAGACGGUUUCAGACGCAAAGAGUUCCGAGGGAAGUUGGCCAUCGCCAUCACAGCGAACUUCGUCAACAGGAACACCACGGCAGAGGCCAAAGUGGAGGAAAUCAGCGGCGUGGCCUUCAUCUUCAACCAGAAGUUCUUUCUGGAGCUCAGGGAGGAAACGGGAAUCGACUUGGAAAACAUUGUUUACUACAGAGACAACACCCACUACUUUGUCAUGACGGCGAAGAAGCAAAGUCUGCUGGACAAACGGGUCAUCUUAAAUGACUACAUAGAGACCGAGCGACUGCUGAGCCCCGACAACGUCAACCAGGAGGCGCUGCACUCGUACGCCCGCGAGGCCGCUGACUUCGGCACAAACUACCAGCUGCCGUCCCUCGACUUCGCCAUCAACCACUACGGGCAGCCGGAUGUGGCCAUGUUUGACUUCACCAGCAUGUACGCGUCGGAGAACGCCGCUUUGAUCAGGGAGAAACACGGACACCAGCUCCUCGUCUCGCUGGUGGGAGACAGUCUGCUCGAGCCCUUCUGGCCGAUGGGCACAGGCUGUGCUCGGGGUUUCCUGGCAGCCUUCGACACGGCGUGGAUGGUGAAGGGCUGGGCACAAGGGAGGAGUCCUCUGGAGGUACUGGCUGAGAGGGAGAGUAUUUACCGCCUGCUGCCUCAGACCACCACAGAGAACAUCAGCAAAAACUUUGAACAGUACGCCAUUGACCCGGCGACACGCUACCCCAACCUCAACUCCAGCUGCGUGCGCCCGCACCAGGUUCGUCACUUGUACAUCGAUGGACAAAUGGACACGUGCAAGCCGGAAAGAGGAGGCCCCACUCGCCGAUCUGUCAACCUGUCCAGAAGAGAGUCUGAAGUGCGUCCCGGCCGCCUGCUGACCUGGUGUCAGAAGCAGACUCAAGGCUACAGAGGCGUCGACGUCACCAACCUCACUUCCUCCUGGAGGAACGGCCUGGCCCUCUGUGCCCUGAUACACCACCAGAGACCUGAGCUCAUAGACUAUGAGUCUCUAAACGACGAGGACGUCGCUGGGAACAACCAGUUGGCGUUUGACGUGGCUGAGCGAGAGUUCGGCGUCCAGCCGGUUACCACGGGGAAGGAGAUGGCUGCGGAGGCGGAACCAGACAAGCUGCUAAUGGUCCUCUACCUCUCCAAGUUCUACGAGGCCUUCAGGAAUUCACCGGUGAACGGCACAAGAGAAGCCGAUGAAAACAGUGAAGGUUAUUCAUCUAAAACCAACCACAAGCUGCUGAGCCUGCCUGUGCAGAGGAAGAGGAUACCCAGGGAUGAGAAGACAGCGGAAGAUGAUUCUAUUAACAAGAGACGACGAAAGGGAAACAACUACCUCACGGAGUUGUCCUGUCACAGUGCGCUACCUACUGGCGAGGACGGGGAGCUGCGGGAGAACAAGGUGCGCUCCAUGGCCACUCAGCUGCUCGCCAAGUUUGAGGAGAACUCCUCCACAGCAAAGACGCACAGCAAGUCUGAUGAAGACCCUUCUGAUCCAUCCUCUCCUCCUCCUCUGUCUCCUUCCACCACUCCGCCUCCUCUCUCAGAAGAGGAGGAUGAUGAGGGAGAAGAGGAGGAGGAGGAGGAGAACCCCCGGUUUGCAAAGCCCAAAUACGCCCCUCCUCCUCCUCCUUUGACCCCCACCCGCCCCAAGUGGCAGCCGUCCAUCUACCUUCGCCUGCUGGAGAACUCCCCCAAACCCUCUCCCCCUGUGAGCAGCUACAGUCGCUCUCCCUCCCCCUCGUCCUCUAAGAGCCCUCCCCGCUCACCCAGCCCUAAUGUCACCGAGCGUUACUACCCAGAAUGCACCUCUCCUGACCUCGCACCCUGGCGUUUGUCUGCCUCCUCUCUGUCGAGCGCUGAUCCUGCAGCUGAGUGGUCAGACGAGUCAGUGCAGCAGAGCAAAGCCCACCAACGGUCCUUUUCUAGGAGGAGCAUAAAGGAGCGAGCCGGCCUCCUCUCCUCCAUGUUUCCCGCGUCCCAAAAACCUUCUCCUGCUCCUCUUUCUCCUCCUUCUGGGUCCCAGGUGGAAGUCUCUACCUCCUCCCCUCUUUGUUCUUCACCUCCUCCUCCUCCUCUUCCUCCUUCCUCUGUAUCUACGAGCUCCACCGUCUACCCUGUGGUCCACCCUGUCCCUGAGCCCACCGCCCAGGCUGGUUUCUCCUCUGUCUCCCUUCGCUCUUACUCUUCUGGACACAAAGACAAGACUCGUACAGCCUCCUCCAGUCACUCGUCUUACUCUGACUCUGACACAAAGCUAAUAUCCUCCCCUAACGCUGACGCCUCCCAUUGCAACCACCGAACAUCUCCUCGCCUCUCCGUGCCUCGCUGUGACGAGAGCCAGGAGAUCUCCCCCCCGCUCUCUGACACCACGUGUGAGAAUGGACGUAGCGCCUCGUCUUCACUCCCGGUGUCUUUACCGCAGAGGAAACUCGAGAACUCUCCGGCUGAUCGGAAAACUGAGCUGGAAAAACUCCACAAAACGUCUCUGGAGACAUUUGAUGUUGAGAAAUUAGCUGAACAUGAUCACAUGAAGUCCAACGGGAUCUGUGCUCUGGAGAACGCCAGAGACUUCAGUCCAAAGUCCAUCGUUCGCUCUGAGAGUUGUCCGACCGGAGCUGCUAGUUACAGUAAAGAGCGAACAGUGGGAAAGGUUUCAUCAGCCAUAGAUGCUAAAGCUCAGUUACUGGCCAUCCUCUAUGAGACAGACCACAGGCCCAGUAACACGCCGUGCGUGGCACGUAAGGACUUCUCUGCCGGGCUCGGCGGCAGCGACGUCUGCCACUUCUGCACCAAGCGCGUGUACGUGAUGGAGCGACUGAGCGCUGAGGGCUACUUCUUCCACCGCGAGUGCUUCCGCUGCGACGUCUGUAACUGCACCCUGCGACUGGGGGGACACACCUUCGACUCUCAGGAGGCAAAGUUCUACUGUAAGAUGCAUUUCGCCCAGCGUCAGUCCAGCUCUCACUCGGGCAGGUUCAAGAGGAGAAUGGACGACCAAAACCGUGCCACACCCGUGUCGCUGGACGGUGGAAUCUACUCGGCGACGGGCAGCGGCCAGAUCCAGCCCCCAGGUGCAGCUGCCAGUUUUCACUCGGAGCAGUUUGAUAAAUGUCAGAAACGAGUUCCUGACGACACGGAGAUGGCCGUCGAGGCUCUGGAGGCCGACGCCGCGGCGUCUCAGGGCCAAAGCCACGACGCAGCCAAAGAUCCUUCAAACACCAAACAGAACCACCGAUGGAGGAAGAAGAUCAGAGCGACUUUCCCUCUGCUCUUCAUCAAACACUUCCACAGAAGUUUACCUCCGGACAGAGACGCACCGGAGACUGUACCUGAAGACUUUGAGGAGAUCACAGCAGCAGAAAUACAAACUAACUGUGGUGGAAGUUUGACGACGUCGGAGCCACCGACUCGUCCGGACAGAAGCGAGAAGAGUGAAGAAGCAGCGACAACAACAGUUUCACCGCCAAAGACUCGAUUGAAGAUUUCUCUGGCUGCCAAAGAGAAGCUGUUGAACUGGGACGUCGGGAUCGCGCCUGAAGAAACAGACACAACUCUACAGCAGCAGAAAGUCCAGGUGACGGCAGAGACGGAAGCAGAUCAGCCUGACACAGACUCGGGCCUGGGCCAGGACGGAGAAUCGUCCCAGAGCCAGACCUCCUCCCACUCAGCCUUCCAGCUCAUAGCCAGUGCCUUUAAGAGGAGGUUUAGUGGGACCAAUCCCUCCAGCAGCGCUAACACCGCAGUCGCAAUGAGACCCAAACGAAAUGGGCCCCACAAGCAGAGGCCCAUGUCGGAUGGGGCGUUCAGCUUUGGCUCCCUCUUCAGCUCCAUGAGUCAGGAGGCGUCCAGAGAGAAGGAGGAGGAGGAGGAGGAGAAGCCUGAAGCGCUGUUGGGGUCUGUAGGGGCCGAUCCGUGGGGGGCCGGGCAGGAUCUGCCCUCGCUGCUGCAGCAGGUGUCCCUGAAGGGCCGCAGCGACUCGGGAGGCGCGUUUGCUGACGACAUGGGCUCGCUGCCCCGCAGGAGGCUCGACCUGUUCUCGUCCCUGCGGCUGAGGAAGAGGGAGGUGUCGGAGAGCGAUGGGAAGGAGCAGGAGGUGCAGAAGGAGAUCAGGACCAUUCUCACCAACCUCAGAAACAAAGCCUCCAGUCGACAGAAUCUGGACGCUCCUUCCUCCAGUGACGAUGAAAAUGAAAACCUGCCGCUCCGUCAGAAGUUGCCGCUGUGUCCAGAGAGAAAGAGGAGGAAGCAGGAGAAGAUCGUGGCUCAGCAGACGAAAAGGGAACAACUGAAGAGACUUCACAGAGCUCAGGUGAUUCAAAGACAACUGGAGGAAGUGGGAGAGAAGCAGAAAGACGUGGAGGAGAGAGGAGUGACGAUAGAGAAGAUCAUCAGAGGAGAAACUGAAUCCUCUCAGUCGGACGACGGGGACGAGGCCCGGCUCUAUCAGUCCUGGUUCAAACUGGUUCUGGAGAAGAACCGGUUGGCUCGCUACGAGUCUGAACUCAUGAUCUUUGCCCAGGAGCUUGAGCUGGAGGACACACAGAGCCGCCUGCAACAAGACCUGCGAUGCAGAAUGUCCGUCGAGGAUACGAAGAAGAGCGCCUCCCAGCUCCAGGAGGAGCAGAAGAUGCUGUCGGAGAUCAUGAGGACGGUGGAGAAGCGGGACAUGUUGGUGUCUGUGCUGGAGGAGCAGAGGCUGAAGGAGAAGGCCGAGGACAGAGACCUGGAGAGUCUGGUGCUGUCCAAGGGCUACGAGCUCCACUGGGCCCCGGCGGACGACAGCUGGGGGCAGGAGCGGCAGGAGUGUGAGGGUUGAGCGUUGAGCAGGACGGACGGUACCAGCCAUUUUUAAAGAAACAGAAUUUUACCAUAAUUAAUGUUGUGAGGAUGGAAAAACAGCAACAGGAACAUGUGGGGACCAUUCAGGCGAGGGGCGGAGCCUGUAGAGCAGCAGGAGGCGGGACGUGACGUAUGUGUGGAGAUAUGAGGCGUCGGCGCUUUUCAACAAAAGCUCCUCGUCUUUUUCGUCUGAUUUGCCGUCCGAGCGAAAACUGCUGCGAACGUGUCAGGUCUCCUCGCUCGUCCUGAAGCUCUGAGUGUUUGUCACUGUGCGAAAUUGUUUUAAGUUUGUGUCAUAAAAACAGAGAUGUGCGUUAUUUUAGUCACUGUUGGGCACUUUGUGUGAGUGCAAGACUUCUUGUGCGUGUUUUAAUAUUUGUUUCACUUUGUGCUUGAACACUGUCAAAUAAUAUUUAAUGGUAUUUACACUCGGACACUAAUGAACACAGGGGAAACGUUAUCCUGUCUGCAGGUGUGAGUGUGUGAGUCUGUGAGUGUGUGAGUGAUGUAGCUUCUCACUGGACAGAAAUAUGCUGCUGCUCGUCACAGCUCAAACUGUGACGUCACAGCUCAGACUGUGAUGUCACAGCUCAGACUGUGAUGUCACAGCCCCGGAGCUGCUGGUCAGAGAUGUGACGUGAACAUUCCUCUCAUUCAGAGGAGAUUUCGCUCCGAGCUCCUGAACCUGCUGUCGGUCAAACUGCGAUCGUCCUGCUGCUGCGUGAGACGCGAGCCGAAGACGAGGCUCGUCUUCCUCCCGAAGAGACGGAUAACGUGUUUACAUGAAUCUUAAUGUUUGGAUAAGGAGCAAACACUUUCUCCUUCGGCUUUAAAUGUUUGAUCAUGAUGUGAAUUAACACUAAAUUAAUUAAGUUAUGUUUUCAUGUGAUGUUUCUGUGCAUUUCAGUUUUAUGCUGCUUCAAAUCUUUUAAAAAGGAAUCUUUAAUAAAAAUGAAUUUAAAAUUU